CCUUUCCUCCUAGCGUUUUCCAUUCAUCACACAGAGCUCUCUCUCUCUCUCUCUGUCUCUCUCUAUGUGAGAAGAAUUUUCCAUUGAAAGAAAGUGGUUUUCGAACCACUGAAAGUACUUUCUUACUCAAUCAAGAAAAGGGUCCAAAGCCUUUGUACCCAACAACUCAUAUUCAAGAUUGUUCCAAGAAAGUAAAGCGUCUUAAAUGUGGACUACUGACAAGAAUUUUCCGGCCAGGGGGUUCUCGACUCCGCCGCCGCAUACCGGGAAGUCAAGGCGGUGGUCUCCGGGAACUCCGGUGAGGCCUUUAUCGGAGAAGAAGGUGUGGAAUUCGACUCGGGCUAAAGCUGAUCUCUUCCAUGUCAUUCACAAAGUCCCCUCCGGUGACUCUCCCUAUGUCAGGGCUAAACAUGUUCAGCUGAUAGAAAAGGAUCCAAGCAAGGCCAUUUCCCUCUUCUGGGCUGCAAUAAAUUCUGGUGAUCGAGUUGAUAGUGCCUUGAAAGACAUGGCAGUUGCAAUGAAACAACUGAAUCGAUCUGAUGAGGCAAUUGAGGCCAUUAAAUCUUUUCGCCAUCUAUGCCCCCUUGAAUCUCAGGAAUCUCUUGACAACGUGCUAGUUGAACUCUACAAGAGAUCUGGUAGGAUUGAAGAACAGAUUGAAAUGCUUCAACAUAAAGUGAAGACUAUUGAAGAAGGCAUGGCAUUUGGGGGGAAGAGAACAAAAGCUGCUAGAUCUCAAGGGAAGAAGAUUCAAAUCACCAUUGAUCAAGAGUAUUCAAGGUUAUUGGGGAACUUGGCCUGGGCAUACUUGCAGCAGAAUAAUUUCAAAUCCGCAGAAGAGCUUUAUAGGAAAGCACUAUCUCUUGAGUCAGACAAGAACAAGCAGUGCAACCUGGCAAUCUGCUUGAUGCAUUUGAACAGGACGACAGAAGCUAAGAUUCUGCUUCAAUCCAUACGACCAUCACUUAUAGAUGGACAACUUGAUGAAUCAUAUGCCAGAUCCUUUGAGCGUGCUACUCAGAUGCUGACAGAAAUUGAAUCAAGGGAAGCACCGCUAUUGAAGAAAGGAUCAUACAGCGAGAACUGUUCAAACAUUUCAUUCGCUGAUACAUUGAAGAAAGGAUCACACAACGAAAACCCAUAUGAAAGAACAGCUGAGUUCGGCAGCAAAAGGACUGGUGGAAUAGAAAUAGGUUCCUCCUACAAGAAAACAUAUGGUUCUCCAUUUCUUCCUGCUAGAGGAAUCCCAAAAGUUCCAUUUACACAACCAAGAAGGGCAUUUUGGGGAGAUCAGAGAAGGGAUUUCCUGGGAGAUGAUGCAGUUGGUGGUUUUAACCGUAAAUUAUCAUUUGAGCAACCUAUUAUGAGGCAUGGAAAUUUUGAAAUGUCAAAUGCAACUUCGCAAAAAUCAGAAAGUGGCUCACCAUGUUUUAGUGGAGAUUGGAAAAAGAGGUCAUGGCGUGAUCUUGAUGAAGUGAACCGUGAAUCUUCUCUACAACACAUUGAAGAUGAUGUGAAGCUGACUGAGGAACUCCAAAGCCAAUGCAAUUCUGUUGCAGGAAAUCUAGAACACUCCCAGGAUUUUUCAAUAUGUAAAAGUACGAAGACUUGGGCAGACAUGGUUGAAGAAGAUGAACAAGAGUUGUUAAGUGGAAUAAACCAUUGUCAGGAAUGGAACAGUGGAGAAGAAGGAUUCAACGAUGAGAAUAUGAAUUCCUCCAAUAUAAUUUAUCAUCAGACUCUCACUCCAUUCGAUCAGAUAGAGAAACUCAGCGAAAAUAUUGAAUCUUUUGAUUUAAAAGACGGGUAUCUUACUCAACCUGAAACUGCUGAUUCAUCUUCAUCAAUGAACCAAACAGUGAGGCGGUCUUUGUGCUUUGAUCAGCAGCAGAAGACAGAUAGAACAGACAAUUACUGUUCAUCAACGUGGCCAAAGAAGGUCUUGAACUUUGAAGGUCACGGCUCUUUCCUGGAAAACGAAAGGGAAUUCACUUCUGGAAAUGGUAUAAAAUUAUUGAGGAGAAACAGGUUGAAGGUGUUCAGGGACAUAACUCUUUCUUCUGAAAGUCCACGGCUUUGAAUUGGAUUCUCAUAUCAAACAAGAAUUGUCUCUUACCACUAAUGAUCACAUAGUUCACGGAUUUUGAUUUGUUUUAAAUAAGCGGUGCUGGUGGAUGGUCCUUUCUUGAUUUACUUACACUUUGGUGCUUGCUUUUGUGUUCUUUGUGUAAAUUUGUGUAUUUGGGUACAUAGAUACUGUAAUGAAGAUUGUUAUUGAAUUCUAUUAGUAUGAAAUUUCACACUAUCUUGGAUGCUCCAAAUUGCAGCUUGAA
Messenger RNA from Camellia sinensis, 2333 nucleotides. RefSeq names its product protein POLLENLESS 3. Lineage: Eukaryota; Viridiplantae; Streptophyta; Magnoliopsida; Ericales; Theaceae. The record is from RefSeq and is a predicted model, not a curated record. Gene Ontology annotation, molecular function: protein binding.